Messenger RNA from Ceratina calcarata, 5933 nucleotides. RefSeq names its product anion exchange protein Ae2 (gene Ae2). Gene Ontology annotation, molecular function: monoatomic anion transmembrane transporter activity; solute:inorganic anion antiporter activity. Gene Ontology annotation, cellular component: plasma membrane. NCBI's taxonomy places the organism in Eukaryota, Metazoa, Arthropoda, Insecta, Hymenoptera, Apidae. The record is from RefSeq and is a predicted model, not a curated record. The transcript has 9 exons. Gene Ontology annotation, biological process: regulation of intracellular pH; transmembrane transport; bicarbonate transport. The coding region runs from base 78 to 3884 and encodes 1268 amino acids.
ACGAGGUAGCUGCGCGACCCUCUCCGUUAGUUUAGGUUUUCGAGCUGCGAGCACGAGUCACUUCGGCCCGGGAUGCCAUGUCCGAGGCGGCCGCUAAUUCCUCCGGGAAGUCGUUCCUCCAACGGGCGUCGGGCAAGGUUCGCCGCUGGCUACGGCGCUUCCUACGGACGAGCCACCCGGUCGACGGCCAUGGCUCGGAAGCGGGACCGGAACUCGACGAGGAGAUGGAAAAAGUUUUCGCGAUGGACACCGGGGAGAAGUUCGACGUAGCUCGUCUCGGCUCGCCCUCCGAAUCGGCUGGAUCCGAUCGAGAUCGAGACCGAGGACCACCGCCGCGAUAUGGAGAUCGUGACUUCAAUCAGCAUCGGAAGAGGAGUUACCCACAUCCGCACAUGCCUCUGAAAAGCAUCCAUUCCAGAUCUAUGCGACGGCACCUUUCACCCGAAGGAUCAACGGAAGUGAACCAAGAUGAGGAGAAUGGGCAAGUACAAAUGGGACAUUCCGGCACACAGGAACCGGAGGCAACGGACAACGGACUGUCUCCGACAGCCGCUGACGAGGUGGAGGCCGUGGUCAACAACGAGACCGAGGCGCCGAUAUCCGAAAGAGCCGCUUCCGGUUUCAACGAGAGUCCGACGGUUGGCAGUCCCCGGGUGCAGUUUGAAAACAUUAAGGAAGAGGAAGCACCCAAGGACGAGGUAGCCGCCAUUAUACCGGGGUGUCACGAGGAAGAUCGGAAGAGUCGGAGGCAUCAAAAACACGAGCACAAAAGACACCACCACAAAUCAAGAAAGUAUUCGCUUCAAGAGGACCCGCAAUGGAGAAAGCGCUCGGGAGCUGGCCUCCCGGACGGUCCGGUGCUCGCCAGGCGGGUGAGCGUGCAACCGGAAGAGGCGAGCACCUUGCAAGAGCUGGACAUCGACGAUCUGGAAUCACACAGGAGCGACGAUCCUCGGGGCAUGAGGCGGCACAAGGCUGCUCAUAUGACCGUGCAAAUCGGUCGCAAGAAAGAGGGUGGCAUACCGCACGACACGUUCAAAAAGAUGUACGAUCACUCGCCGCACGAGGUGUUCGUUCAGCUGGACGAGUUGUACGGCCUAGGUGAAGAGAGAGAAUGGAGAGAAACGGCCAGAUGGAUCAAAUACGAGGAGGACGUCGAGGAAGGCGCGGACAGAUGGGGCAGGCCCCACGUAGCUUCCUUGAGCUUCCAUUCUCUGUUGAAUCUUCGCCGAUGCCUCGAAACCGGCGUCGUCUUGCUCGACCUUGAAGAGAAGGACCUACCCGGGCUAGCGUACAGAGUGGUCGAGCAGAUGGUAAUCGAGGAGCUAAUCCUGCCGGAAGAUCGACCGGUGGUGAUGAGAGCUCUGCUCCUCAGACACAGGCACGUUCACGACCACGACCGCGGGUUCCGGUUCGGUAGCAAACGAAACUACUCCAGCUACACCAGUCUACAGUCCGUCUGUCUGGAGGAUGAAGACGCUGCGCGGGAAGCCUCUGAGAACCAUGUAACCCAACAUAAUUUGAACGACGCGAAACCGAAGAUCAUUUCGUCGAACCUGGCGUUGGAUAAUCACACGGCGAUCGACAUGAAGGAAGAGCUGACUUUUACAAGUAGUAACGAAGACUUGAAGAAGAGUCAUAACGACUAUAUACUGAAGAGGAUCCCGGCGGGCGCCGAGGCGACGGUCGUGCUGGUCGGGGCUGUCGAUUUCCUGGACCAGCCGACGAUCGCGUUCGUCAGGCUCGCCGAGGGUGUGUACAUUCCUUCGGUCACGGAAGUCACGAUACCAGUAAGAUUCAUGUUCAUCUUAUUGGGUCCAAGGAACGGUGAUUUAGAUUAUCACGAAAUCGGUAGAUCGAUCGCCACGCUGAUGGCCAAUACGUCGUUCCAUAAAAUCGCGUACAAAGCAAACGAGAGGCGCGAGCUUCUGUCCGCGAUCAAUGAGUUCUUGGACGAUUCGAUCGUCCUGCCUCCUGGAGAUUGGGAGCGACAGGCUUUGUUGCCGUUCAGCGAGUUGAAGGCAAAAAGCGAGGCGAUCAGGAAACGGAAGGAAAAAGCGCUCGAGGAAAAGAGCAAACCGAUUCAAACCGAGGCCGCCAUAAAAAAAGCUCUACUCGCUGGCGAGGAAGAGAAGAAACCUCCGUUCGACGACGAUCCUCUCCGGAGAACGAAACGACCUUUCGGCGGCCUCAUCAACGAUAUCAAGAGACGCUACCCUCACUAUCUCUCUGAUUUCACCGACGGCUUAAGCUCAUCCUGCCUAGCAGCAGCCAUCUUCAUGUACUUCGCCGCUCUCUGUACAGCCAUCACUUUCGGUGGUCUGAUGAGCGAUAAAACGGACGAUAUCAUCGGCAUAUCCGAGACUCUAAUUUCCGGCUCUUGGACCGGAAUCGUAAUGGCUCUAUUCUCCACUCAACCCUUGGUAAUAAUCGGUACAACCGGUCCGUUGUUGCUCUUCGACGAGAGCUUGUACAAUUUUUGUAUGACGAACGAACUGGAUUUCUUGACCGUGAGAGUGUACGUCGGAGCAUGGAUGGGGAUCAUAGCGUUGGCCAUCGCCUGCGUCGAAGGAUCGGUGCUGGUCAGACUAUUCACACGUUUCACCGAAGAGAUUUUCACCGGGUUGAUCUCCCUCCUUUAUAUCGUCGAGACGUUCAUCAAACUGUACAAUUACUUCGUGAAGAAUCCGUUGCUCGACGAAUAUAGCUUCACCCCCGCGACGAACGAGACGGUUUUCUAUGAAUCGUUGAACAUGACCGAGAUGAAAAUCGUUUCUCCAAACACUGGCGAGAUCAUCGGUGUCCCGUUGGAAAAGCUUCUGAUACCAGCGUACAACAUCGACGGACUAAUGAUCAAUCAACCGAACACUGCUUUGAUGUGCACCAUCUUGUGCCUCGGCACUUUCCUCGGUGCUUACUACUUGCGUAUCUUCCGCAACAGCCACUACCUCGGGCGCAGCGCCAGGAGAGCGUUCGGUGAUUUCGGUGUGCCGAUCAGUAUCAUCUUGUUCGCGUUGAUCGAUUACGCAGCGAAAGUGAAGACUGAGAAAUUGCUGGUCCCGGAGGGUUUAACGCCGACGAUGCCCGGAAGGAAUUGGAUCGUGUCACCCGUAGGAGUGGAGAAACCUAUCCCUCUAUGGAUGACACUGGCAUGCAUCGUGCCUGCGUUGCUGGUUUACAUCCUCGUUUUCAUGGAAACUCAAAUUUCCGAGCUGAUCAUCGACAAGAAGGAACGAAAACUGCGAAAAGGGAACGGAUACCACAUGGACAUCGUGGUGGUGUGUCUGAUGAACGUCGGCUGCGGUUUGAUGGGUGCCCCGUGGUGCUGCGCCGCCUCGGUCCGUUCGCUGACACACGUCUCAGCAGUGACAGUGAUGUCUCGAACCCACGCGCCCGGCGACAAGCCGCACAUCGUCGAGGUGAAAGAGCAAAGGGUCAGUGCGCUGCUGGUCGCCGUGCUGAUCGGCGUCAGUGUGCUGAUGGCGCCGCUGCUGCGACGCGUACCAAUGUCCGUCCUUCUCGGAGUGUUCCUUUACAUGGGCAUUUCGUCGACGAACGGUGUCCAACUGUUCGACCGCGUGAAGCUGUUCUUCAUGCCGGUGAAGCAUCACGGCACGGCGAAUUACGUUCGUCGCGUGCAAACUUACAAGAUGCACAUAUUCACCCUGAUACAAAUCCUGUGCCUGACCGUUCUAUGGGUCGUCAAGAGCACGAGGGCCGCGCUGGCGCUACCGUUCUUCCUGAUUUUAAUGAUACCGCUACGAGCUCAAAUGCGGCACUUUUUCACCGCCGCUGAGCUACGGGCACUGGACAGCAAGGGUUCCGAACACGAGAGUACCGAGGACGAGCCAGACUUUUACGAGGAAGCUCCGCUACCUGGUUAGAUAGUGCCUUAUUCGACAUGUCCGAAGAAUACCUCUCUCCCUCUCUCCUUCCUCCUGCCACUGGUUUCCUUCUACACUGUCCUCUUCGUUAGUUCCGAGACAUUUCCUUUUCGUAGUUUCUCUGUAACUUAUGAUUCCUAACGCAUCAAGGCGAUUCUGAAUUGCUAAAGAACAGUCUAUUUUUCGUGAAAGAGAGUAAAUAUGAAUAUCAAUGAAUUAAGAGGGAGCGUAGAUAAGGAAUAGAUAAGCGGGGUUCGCUGAUCUCCGAACGGUCGUGUUAACUCGUUAAAUUCGUAUAAAAUUAUUUUGUACUACAAAAUUUGUAUAUAAUGAUACGAAGGACAAGGGUAAAACGAGAGAAAUAUAUAUAUCUAUAUAUUGUUACGCGUUCUAUACAGGCUUAUCGCGCUAUGGUUUCUUACCAUAGGAGAAGAACUUUUCACUGCUGUGUAGUAGUGUCUGAUAUAUUUGUAAUUGUUUCAUCUUAUUUUUCUUUUGAAAUCGGUGAGAAAAAAGGUGCCUCUGUCUGCUUCUGUUGAAUGGUGAUGAACGAUACGUUGCUCAGGAAAAUUAGAAAAAAAUAAGGCACUGUGAGCGAGAGUGCCAAAUCAAAAGGAUAAUAAACUAUGGUGCUGGCCGUCUACACAAGUCUCGAUAGACGAGUGAGAACUAAGUCUUUUAUAAGGAAAUGCACGGGUAGUUCUCAUUAGUUCUUCUUAUCGAUCAAUACCGUAAACUGAAUUCUUGUGGGACUGUAAUUCGCUAAUGUUAAACAGUUAACAAUCAUUGAGCAAUACCUUUUGAAAACCGAUCGUAACAUUUUACGACUAACCGAGUUGGUACUUAAUGAUCAAAUUAACUAUCCUGCCGAUUAUUUUUGUCGUCCUGAUUCAUUUCUUCUCUCCAAUGGGAUCACUUCCAUGAAUAAACAUUUACGUACAAAUGUCAGGUGCGUGAGUGUAACGCAACAGUUCGACUCUAAUUGUUCUAGGUAAGAUUUAAAACGCGGAGAUACGUCUUCACGCAAUAACGAAUUCCUGUACUUUUUCUAUGACAUCUUCGGGAUCGUUAAUACUGAUGGAACAUUUUAAUAUGCCCUCUAUUCAUCUCUGAUUUAAAUAAGAAAGAACAUAUUUUUGAUCUUACGGUUACUAUCUAUUUAAGCAAUCGGCAAACUCGGUACACACUUAAAUAAGUACCUGAUAGCAAGUUUUGAUUAAAAAUAAAUUCCACGAACUAUUCUAAAAAAGCUUGUGUCGAUUUUAAACCACGAUUAAACGUCAAUCGCCCGUGUACUUAUUUAAAGAAUAGUAUAUAAGAGCAAAAUUAAAGUUAGUGAAACGCAUCUUCGCGAGCGGUACACUCUCUUUGAACGUAUUCACCUUGUACUUUAUUUUCUACAUAAGAACUGAUCAGUAUUGGUAGGUACUUUACGAUAAUUGCUGAUUUUACAAAUGAUAGUUGAUACAUAUUCCUGUAACGUUUCUACACUUCACUAAGACCAAGCUGUAACGAUAUCUUACGUAUGUGCAAUAAAACGAGAGUCGCGAAAAUGAAUAUUUUCGGUACUGUUCAAGAGGAAUUAUCGAGAGCUCUAUUCUUCAUUGGCUAAAGUAUUUUGCUAAUCCGCUGAAUUAUUAAAUAGCACUCUAUUUCAAUCCCGAUAUAUUUCCGUAAAAGAAAGAAUACGACACAUAAUCAUAUUGCACAUUCUACGUAUUGUCGAAAAAAGAAAAUUAUAUUGAAUAAUCGUGAUAGAGGUCCAGAAUCGUUUAGAAAAUAUCGGCAGUACUCUACCAGGUUUUAACACAGGAUUUCGUUAGAUAUACAUAUGUCCGUAUAGUACAUUAACAAUGUUACUACAUACAUACCACUGAUAUUACUUAUAUUGAGAGAUUAUCAAGAUAAGUAUCAAUUGUUACGAGACCGUAAAUGAAAUGUAAAUAGUCUAGUUAUCAUACAGUAUUAAAAAGUAAUAAUUAGUAAUAGAAUCCCUAGUAGAUGGUACAUGCCUUAUAUUAGAAAAAUAAAAUAUCUUGUUUCCCUCUA